ACAACUCCGAGCUUGCCAUUGUAUUCAAAAUACUCCAACAUAUUUUUAACAAAAACACCAAGAAAAUGAACUCCUUCCUAGUCAUGCUUUCCUUGUUCUUAUUGUCUGUUCAAUACUCAGCUGUUUCCGGACAAGAGAACCCAUUGUUUGUAACGUCUAACCACUUAGAAAUGGUGCAAUUAGCAGGAUACGGGCACGACAAACUCUCGUCUGUUUUAGUAAGUGGUACGGUUCUUUGUAGAGCUUGUUUGCCAGGUGAAGCGGAUGAAGAUCGUUCAUGGCCUAUCGCAGAUGCAGCGGUAGCUGUUACAUGCAAAACUGGUGGCAAGAGGAAGAAACACUGCGAGGCAAAAGGGGUCUCAGAUGAGUAUGGAGAGUUCAUCAUCGAUCUUCCUUCAGAACUGCACGCUCAUCCAAACUUAGACAAAGUUUGCACUGUUCGGGUUACGAGUCUGCCCAAGAACACACCCUGCAGUCAUCACCAUUUUCUUCUAAGAAAGCCAAAAGCAAUAAGAUUAGCAUCAGUCGGCAACAGCAUCCGCAUGUAUACUGCUGGAACCAUGACGUUCAAGCAACCAUCAAAACCAUGGCGAGUGUGCUUAAAGAGACGUGGAAAAACAAAUGCAAAAUCUUCAUGGAGAGGUUUCAGAUAGAGGAAAGAAAUUAAAAUCCGAUGGAUGACAUCUGUUUCAAUCCGAAAGCAUCCCAGUUCACAUAUUGUAAGAAGAAAAAAAAGGUGAACUGUGCCAGAUGUGUAGAUAUACUACUAUUAAAUACACCAAUAUGCAUUGUUAUACAGUGAUGGUGAGUUUGUUGCAGAUUGAUCAACAACCCUAUUUGUAAAUCUUCUUAUCCUUGUUCCCUCCACAUAUAAUAUGAAAAAUGGGUAGUACAAAUA
Papaver somniferum (opium poppy) is the source of this 898-nucleotide messenger RNA. RefSeq lists its product as uncharacterized. The record is from RefSeq and is a predicted model, not a curated record. The transcript has 2 exons. Bases 66 to 653 code for a protein of 195 amino acids. NCBI's taxonomy places the organism in Eukaryota, Viridiplantae, Streptophyta, Magnoliopsida, Ranunculales, Papaveraceae.